Molecule: messenger RNA, 690 nt
Organism: Alternaria alternata
Lineage: Eukaryota; Fungi; Ascomycota; Dothideomycetes; Pleosporales; Pleosporaceae
Exons: 4
Coding region: 1-690 (229 amino acids)
Source: RefSeq, a predicted model, not a curated record
AUGUUUACAACAUCACCCCUUUCGCAUGCCGGUGUAGACACGCGAGCUAUAUCCUCGUUCCGUAGCAACACGGUAGGCGACCUUCGAAACUCAGCUUCUGCCCGCGAUUACACUGUCUUCGGCUCCAUGUGUCCAGAGUUUCUCGGUCUCUCCGCAACAGACAUUUUGGUCCGUGAGGUGAUGCACUAUAUGGUGGUAAUGCAACGUCGCGACUCUCUUGGGAAACUAUCCAUACAGUACCGAUACGCCGCUCGUGUUCACGUGCAACACAUGGGUCCUGGAGACGUUUUCAAAGUUCUCGUCUUCUUGAGCGGGAGCAUGAAGAUUCACGAUGAAUUUCCAGACGUUCGGGAACGCAUCUCCGAAUGGGAAUUUGUGGGAUACCCGGGUUUCCAGAACGCCAUUGAUGAGAAAGGAGAUGGAAAAAACAACCAAGAUGCAGACAAUUCGCGUGGUAGCGUUGAUGGUAGCGCUAGAAGACUGGAUGCGAACGGGGAAAUGCGCAGCCCUCCAUUCCUCGGGAACCGCAACCAUGCACCACGGCCUCUGCUAACCGGAUUGUACCAGGUCAAUGACAAUGCUAUUACUCCUGAGAACGCUCCGGGGUUCUCGAUUGAGGUAUCAUGCGCGAAGAUAACGCCAGCGACUGCGAGCACGCUACCUAAAAUCCUCAGUAGUGGGUUUGAGUAG